Messenger RNA from Spathaspora passalidarum NRRL Y-27907, 453 nucleotides. RefSeq lists its product as uncharacterized. The record is from RefSeq and is a predicted model, not a curated record. The coding region runs from base 80 to 340 and encodes 86 amino acids. NCBI's taxonomy places the organism in Eukaryota, Fungi, Ascomycota, Pichiomycetes, Serinales, Debaryomycetaceae. The transcript has a single exon.
UUAUAUUAAUCAUAAAAAUCACCCGGUUGAAUCACAUCUACAAAAUAUUUCUCACAUUAAUGUUCUUAGAUCCAUAGUUAUGGCCCCAUCAUUUGCAAGUUCAAGAAAACCCAUACCUAAUGAAGGCGCAGACCUAACUAAUCAACGACACUUGGACCGGCUUGCCCAAAGUAAAUUAAAGCAGGAACAGGAAGCACUUGAGCUUCGCAAGAUAGCGGAUGAAGAGUAUAGGAAGUAUUAUUCGUUCAGUUUGAAUAUAGUAGGAAUUGGUCUUGGUGCAGUUCUACUUAUCCUGUUUGCAAUGAUAGCAUAUCAGAUCCGUCAUGAAGUUACUGUUUAAUGUUUCCCAAUUACAUCUUAGGCUGGUCCAGUAAUUAUAAUAAUAAAGAUUAAUUGUUACGUUAUUAUAUAGUUUCUUUAAUAGUUACAUGAAUUGAUGGUAAUAAGGUUAUU